Messenger RNA from Setaria italica (foxtail millet), 384 nucleotides. Its product is annotated as 40S ribosomal protein S18. Lineage: Eukaryota; Viridiplantae; Streptophyta; Magnoliopsida; Poales; Poaceae. Bases 13 to 384 code for a protein of 123 amino acids. Gene Ontology annotation, molecular function: RNA binding; structural constituent of ribosome. Gene Ontology annotation, cellular component: ribosome; small ribosomal subunit; cytosol. The transcript is spliced from 3 exons. Gene Ontology annotation, biological process: translation. The record is from RefSeq and is a predicted model, not a curated record.
AAGCAGGAGAUCAUGUUCGCGCUGACCUCCAUCAAGGGUAUCGGCCGCCGCUUCUCCAACAUCGUCUGCAAGAAGGCCGACAUCGACAUGAACCGCAAGGCCAGCGAGCUGUCGCCUGACGAGCUGGAGCGGCUGAUGACGGUGGUGGCGAACCCCGAGCAGUUCAAGGUGCCGGACUGGUUCCUCAACAUGAAGAAGGACUACAAGGACGACGGCAGGUUCUCGCAGGUCGUCUCCAACGCUCUCGACAUGAAGCUCAGGGACGACCUCGAGAGACUCAAGAAGAUCAGGAACCACCGUGGUCUUGAUUACUGGGGCCUCCGUGUCCGUGGCCAGCACACCAAGACUCGUGGAAAGACCGUUGGUGUCUCCAAGAAGCGAUAA